AUGAGGCCCCUCUUUCAGACACUGUGUCUGUGUGUAGUCCUGGCUCUGGGCCGGCCCGAUGAGCCCCACCUUGAUGCCAAGCUUGACCGCUGUGAGGGAAUCGAGUUCGAUGCCAUUACCCCUGACGAGAAGGGAAUCACUUUCUUCUUCAAGGGUGACCACCUGUGGAAGGGCUUCCAUGGGCCCUCAGAGCUCCUGAACAGCUCCUUCCAGGAAAUGGACAGCCAUCACCACCUGGCACAUGUGGACGCUGCCUUCCGCAUGCACCAGGAAGACCACGAGGACCACGACCACAUCUUCCUCUUCCAGGAUGACAAGGUAUUCAGCUACUACAACCACACCUUGGAAAGCGGUUUUCCCAAGGAUAUUGAGGAGGUGUUCCCAGGGAUCCCAACCCACCUGGACGCUGCUGUGGAGUGUCCCAAGGGCGAGUGUGUCACUGACUCUGUCAUCUUCUUCAAGGAAAACAAAGUAUACCACUUUGACAUCAAGACCAAGGCUGUGAAGCAGAGGAACUGGGCCCAUCUGCCCAACUGCACAGCUGCCUAUCGCUGGCUUGAGCGCCACUACUGUUUCCAUGGUCACCAGUUCACUAAGUUCCACCCAGUUACCGGGUCUGUUGUUGGCAAGUACCCCAAAGACACCCGCAACUACUUCAUGAGGUGCCCCAAGUUUGACCACGGGAGUGAUGCCACUGAGAGGGAGCGCUGCAGUCACGUCCAUUUGGACGCCAUCACCACUGACGACCUUGGAAAGGCCUAUGCCUUCAGGGGUAGUUUCUACAUGCGCCUGGACACCCAUCGGGACGGCUGGCACGCCUUCGCCAUCGCAGAUGUCUGGAAGGAUGUGAAGAGUGAUCUGGAUGCCGUCUUCUCCUAUGAUGACAAGCUGUACAUGAUCAAGGGUGAUCAAGUUUACAUCUACAAAUCAGCAGCGCACUACACACUCAUCCAGGGGUACCCAAAAACCCUGAAAGAGGAGCUGGGGAUUGAGGGCCACGUGGAUGCUGCCUUUGUGUGCGGAGAGGACCCCACAGUGCAUGUCAUACAAGGGCAGAAGAUGCGUGAUGUCGAUCUGUCCGCCACCCCUCGGGCGGUGGCCAAGGAGUCUCACCUUCCCUUCCCUAAAAUCGAUGCGGCCAUGUGCGGCCCUGACGGCGUGAAAGUGUUUGUGGGACCCGAGUACUACCAGUAUGAGACCCCCAUGCUCCUGGCUUUCAGCAGGAUCCGGCCUGAGCCUCACAAGAUCUCCCUGGAGUUGCUGGGCUGUGAUCAUUAA
This is a messenger RNA of Megalops cyprinoides (Indo-Pacific tarpon), 1278 nucleotides long. RefSeq names its product hemopexin-like. Gene Ontology annotation, biological process: heme transport; intracellular iron ion homeostasis. Lineage: Eukaryota; Metazoa; Chordata; Actinopteri; Elopiformes; Megalopidae. The record is from RefSeq and is a predicted model, not a curated record. Bases 1 to 1278 code for a protein of 425 amino acids. The transcript has 9 exons. Gene Ontology annotation, molecular function: heme transmembrane transporter activity.